Argiope bruennichi is the source of this 1995-nucleotide messenger RNA. Its product is annotated as mitoferrin-1-like. The transcript has 3 exons. Gene Ontology annotation, biological process: iron import into the mitochondrion. Gene Ontology annotation, molecular function: ferrous iron transmembrane transporter activity. The record is from RefSeq and is a predicted model, not a curated record. NCBI's taxonomy places the organism in Eukaryota, Metazoa, Arthropoda, Arachnida, Araneae, Araneidae. Gene Ontology annotation, cellular component: mitochondrial membrane. Bases 255 to 1142 code for a protein of 295 amino acids.
CUUGAGCGGGAAGGUUGCUGAAUAUUUUGCAAGGUUUAAAUUUGAGGAAUUAGAAUUGGGAAAAACUACUGCGGAGUUUUAGGUUUAUAAAGAUUUCCUCUUUUGAAUUGGAAGCUGAUGUUGGUAAACAUCUUUCACUUUUCAUAAAAUUUCUUUUUUGAGUUCUCUAAAAAUUGAUGAAAUUUAUCAAUAUAAUUGAAAAUUAUUUUUCAAAAACUUAAUUAACUUGCUAAGAAACACAGACACACAUAAAAAUGGAAUCUCAUGAUAUACAAGAUUUGUCAACACCUACUGAUCAAGCAUUAGCUGGUGCUUUAACUGGACUGGUUGAAUAUUCUAUAAUGUAUCCAAUUGAUUUAAUGAAAACUCGAAUGCAAACAUUACGGCCUAAUAUAAAAUAUAAAAGUGUAUUUGCUGGAAUGUUGAAAAUAAAAGUAGAGGAAGGUGGUUUCCGACUCUUUAGAGGCAUGUCUAUGCCUUUAAUGGCAUCUGUUCCAGCCCAUGCUCUUUACUAUUCUUCAUAUGAAAUGACAAAACGUUUCUUAAGUGGAACUGAGUUUGGUACUCAGAAUCCUAUAGCUCAAAGUGUAGCUGGUGCAAUUGCAGUUACACUCCAUAAUGUAGUAAUGAAUCCAGCUGAUGUUGUGAAACAGCGUAUGCAAGUAUAUGGCAGUCCUUACUCUUCAAGCUUAAACUGUCUGAAAACUGUUGUGCGUAAAGAAGGUAUAGGAGCUCUUUAUAGAAGUUUGCCUACACAGUUAGCUAUUGAUGCACCCCAUGGAGCUUUGCAUUUUGUGAUAUAUGAAACAAGCCAGAAUUUUUUAAAUCCUUCAAGGUCAUUUGAUGCUAAAAGUCAUAUCUUAUGUGGUGCCUUAGCAGGUGGAUGUGCAGCUGCAGCCACAACACCUCUUGAUGUCUGUAGAACUUUGUUGAAUACUCAAGAAGGUGCUGUUCUGGGUGAAACAGACAGAACAAAAAUCCGAGGCCUUCCUCAUGCACUGGUAACUGUUUACAGGAUGAAUGGGAUAUGGGGAUUCACACGUGGAAUGAGAGCACGUGUUAUGCAUCAGGUACCUUCCACUGCAAUUUGUUGGUGUGUCUAUGAGUUCUUUAAACAUUAUUUUGCUGACAAGGUUGCUUAAAUAAGUUAAAGCUUUUGUGUGGACAAAAUGUCUAUAAAUUGGAAUUGCACUUAAGCUUUCAAGUGAAAUAUUAUAUAACUUGUAUGUACUUAAAAGUAGUCAUUUUAAAUCAAAAUAAUUUUUUUUUUAAAUAUGUGUUUUGCUUGAAGUUUUAAUGCUUUAAAGUGUUAAAGUAAAAUUUGGAAAUUGUAUAUUUUUUUUUAAAACAAAGUUGGUUUAUAAUUAUUUAAAUGUUUUGAUAAGAAGUUUGUAGAUUUUAUUUCACAAAUUUGUAAAUCAGUGAUACUUAUUAUUUUUGAUGGCUAACAUUUUUUAAAAUUUUUAUCACUUUUUUUCCCUUUAAAUAAAUUAUUUGGGCCACUUCCUUAAGGAAAGAAAGUCAACAAUUGUUAGUUGUUAUUCUAUGCUUUUACUGUAAAAAAUGAUUUAUCAGAAAACUAAUUGCUUUUAAUCCUGUCAUCCAUUCAUCCUGUUAUUCCAGUAGUAUCUCAAAUCACAUGCUCUUAUAUAUAUUAUUUAUGUCUUCACUAUUUUGUUUAUUUCUAGAAUACUUGCAAAUUGUUCCAAUGGUAAAAUUUGCAUAUUGUAGAAAAUCAAUGUGAAAUUGAGAAAAAGUAAUAGCAUCAAUGGCACCAUCUUUAUAUGAUCAUUCACAAUUUAUAAUGAAGAUUUGCUCAUCGUGUCAAAUCCAUUUUGUAUUAGAAAGGUAUAUGCAAUUUAAUAUAUACAAAUAAAAAACAUAAAAUGAAAAAACUUACAUUAUUAAUCAUAGUAAUCUGAGCAAUAGGAAUUGCAUUUGUACCUAAUAUUUUUUAAAGUAAAAAAAUCAUUAAACCAUUUUUAAUUCAUUUAA